Messenger RNA from Rhizoctonia solani, 1227 nucleotides. Its product is annotated as cytochrome P450 family protein. Bases 1 to 1227 code for a protein of 408 amino acids. Gene Ontology annotation, molecular function: iron ion binding; monooxygenase activity; oxidoreductase activity, acting on paired donors, with incorporation or reduction of molecular oxygen. NCBI's taxonomy places the organism in Eukaryota, Fungi, Basidiomycota, Agaricomycetes, Cantharellales, Ceratobasidiaceae. The record is from RefSeq and is a predicted model, not a curated record. The transcript is spliced from 11 exons.
AUGUUCACACAAUGGGGAAACAAGUAUGGAGAUGUGUCUUACGUCAAGUUGCUUGGGCAGGAUAUAAUCCUCUUGAACUCAUACGAAGCAGCUACUGGGCUGCUUGUUGACAAGUCUGCAAUCUACAGUAGUCGUCCUCAUCAGAUCAUGGCUGGCGAAUUGGUCGGUUGGGGAAAGGUAACAUCAUCUCUCCCGUAUGGCGAGGAGAUAAGAAUGACCCGCAAGCUAUUGCACGAGGCUAUGAGUCCUGAAGUCAUGUCAGAUCUUUACCCACUCCAAGAACAAGAAAUGGUCAAGUUUGUUAGAGUAUUGUUAAAGAAUCCGAAUCAAUUGAAGAAACACAUUUACCAAAUGAUCGGAUCUUCCUUGCUGAAACUUAUAUAUGGUUAUAACGUCAAGGGAGUUGACGAUCCUUUGAUCGUACUAGCCAAUAAUGCCAUAGAUAUAUUUUUGGUUACAAAUGAACCGGGCGCCUGGGCAGUUGACACUAUUCCUUUCUUAAGGUAUAUUCCAUGGGCACCAUUUAAAAGCAAAGCAAAGGAAUGGAGAAAGACAGUAAAUGAACUGGUAGACAGACCUAUGAGGUUUGUAUAUGAUCGGUUGAAUAUGGGAGACGGGAUACCUUGUUUGGUUGCAAGUUGGAUUGAACGCGAGGUAAAGACAAGUAUCCAAGGCAAAGAAGAGAUUGACUAUGAGUCGUUGGUAAAGUGGACAGGCGCCUCAGCUAUUUUAGCAGGCAUGGAUACAACCGCGGCGGCUUUGAAUAGGUUCUUUGCAUUGAUGGUUACUCAUCCUGAAGUUCAAAAAAGAGCUCAGGAUGAAAUUACGCGGGUUAUUGGCAGUGAUCGCCUCCCUACGUAUGCUGACCGCGAAUCCCUGCCGUACAUCGAAGCAGUGUAUAAGGAAAUUUUGCGGUGGAACCCGGUUGUACCAGCCGUACUUCCUCAUCUCUCUACAGCUACUUGUGACGAUGAGUUCCGGGGUAUGCGGAUUCCCAAGGGAUCAAUUGUGUUUGGAAUUGUGCAGAAUAUGCACCAUGACCCACAAACUUACCAUGACCCCCACAUCUUUAACCCAGAGCGUUUUAUGGCCUCUUCCGGGAAUGUGGAGCGAAAUCCGGAAGAUACAAUAUUUGGAUUUGGACGAAGGCAUGUACCCGGAGCGUUGCCCUGGAGUGAAUGCGGCGCGCUCCUCUAUAUGGUUGGCGAUCACAUUCGUACUCGCUAG